This is a messenger RNA of Rhea pennata, 2774 nucleotides long. RefSeq names its product neuronal pentraxin 2 (gene NPTX2). The transcript has 5 exons. Bases 1 to 1326 code for a protein of 441 amino acids. The record is from RefSeq and is a predicted model, not a curated record. Lineage: Eukaryota; Metazoa; Chordata; Aves; Rheiformes; Rheidae.
AUGUUGCCUGUGGUAGCCGGGCUGCUGCUGGCCGUGGCCGCGGGCGGCCGGGCGGCGGCGGCAGGGGACGCGGGGGAGAGCCCGCCGGGCAGCCGCUUCGUGUGCACCUCGCUGCCGCUGGACGCCGCCGGCGCGGGCUGCCCGGUGCCCAUGCAGGGCGGCGCGCUGCCCCCCGAGGAGGAGCUCAGAGCCACGGUGCUGCAGCUGCGGGAGACCGUGCUGCAGCAGAAGGAGACCAUCGGGAGCCAGCGGGAGGCCAUCCGCGAGCUCACGGGCAAGCUGAGCCGCUGCGAGAGCGCCGCCGGCCCCGACGGCAAGGCCGCCACGGCGGCCUGGAGGAAGGAGCUGGGCAAGGGCAAGGACACCAUGGGCGACCUGCCGCGGGACCCGGCGCAGGUCGUCGAGCAGCUGAGCCGCACCAUGCAGACGCUGAAGGACCGCCUGGAGAGCCUGGAGCACCAACUACGAGCCAACGUGUCCUAUGCAGCACUGCCUACUGAGCUUCGAGAGAUGCUACAGAGGAGGCUUGGGGACCUGGAGCGCCAGCUCCUGAGCAGAGUGGCUGAGCUUGAGGAUGAAAAAUCUUUGCUUCACAAUGAGACAUCAGCCCACCGGCAAAAGACAGAGACAGCCUUGAAUGCAUUGCUAGAAAGAGUGUCCGAAUUAGAAAAAGGUAACAGUGCAUUUAAAUCACCUGAUGAAUUCAAAGUGUCUCUUCCUCUUCGCACAAACUACUUAUAUGGGAAGAUCAAGAAGACUCUGCCAGAGCUAUAUGCUUUUACUGUGUGUUUGUGGUUGAGAUCAAGUGCUUCUCCUGGAAUUGGCACUCCAUUCUCAUAUGCUGUUCCUGGACAGGCUAAUGAAAUUGUCCUCAUAGAAUGGGGGAAUAACCCAAUUGAACUUCUAAUUAAUGAUAAGGUUGCCCAGCUCCCCCUCUUUGUUAGUGAUGGCAAAUGGCAUCAUAUCUGUGUAACGUGGACAACCAGAGAUGGCAUGUGGGAGGCUUUUCAGGAUGGAGAGAAGCUUGGCACUGGAGAGAAUCUAGCUCCUUGGCAUCCAAUUAAACCUGGAGGUGUCCUGAUCCUUGGUCAGGAGCAGGAUACAGUGGGAGGAAGAUUUGAUGCAACUCAAGCCUUUGUUGGAGAGAUGAGCCAAUUUAAUAUAUGGGACAGGGUCUUAAAAGCUGAAGACAUCAUGAAUAUUUCCAACUGCUCCACCAACAUGCCUGGCAACAUCAUACCCUGGGUUGAUAAUAACGUUGAUGUGUUUGGAGGUGCAACUAAGUGGCCUGUGGAGACAUGUGAAGAGCGCUUGCUAGAUUUAUAGCUACAAUCGUUUCCCAUUAAAGUGCCCCGUUUUAGUAGGACAAUCUUUUGUGCAAUCUAAAGCACUUACUAUUAUUUUUUCUCUCUCUGCCCUUCCCUAACUCCUCAGAAGCAUAAAGAAAAGCUGAGCAAACUUGCCUGGCUGCAAAGACAGCUGGUGGUUUGGGGCACUGAACCUCAAAAUGAAAGAAGCACCUCUUGGCUAGAGCAGCUGUUACUUUCUUAUAACCUGAUCCAAAACAUGCUUUGGUCUGCAAGAGCCUUUAGGGUUAGGUGCUGGUUUAGUAUAUCAGUUCUCCUGACAGGCAGGGAGUAGCCUUGCACACACUAACUCUAGUAUUCCUUUUGAUAACAUGCAGUGCUGACAAAGCAUUAAGAAUAACAGGCUAAAUGUGGAUCCCUCCCUCCCUUCUAUCCUUCCCCCCUCCUUUGAAUUCAAGCAACACUUUUUUAGCCCUUUUUUAAGGAAAUUAUGUAAUCUUUACACUACAGCGAUUAUGACUCAACCAUGGAUAGAGCAGAACAGCUGCUAUCUGGAGUACAAUGAUCUUGCUUUUUAAUUUACAAAUUAGAAAUUCUUGUUUCAUGACAGAGAGGCAAUAUAUUUGAUGUAAAUGCUAUUCUAGUUAGAGAAAGGGCUGGAUUCCCUGCUUGUGUAAUCAGCAUAGCUCAGCUGAAAUCAAGAGGUGCUUCAGGUGAGGCUUGGUCCCAAAGCCUGUCUUUCCCUAGGCAGGAUCCCUGUAUAGGUGGAUGGAUGAAUGAUUUUAUUUAUAUUUUCUGUAAGCUGAAUGUACUGAAAUUGUGGUGACCUGACUUGUAGAAUUUUCUCUAUUGUUUCUUUUGCUUUAGUCCAUGUCUUUUCUCUCUCUCUGUCUUUUUUUGUUUUUUUUUUUUUUUUUGGUAUACAAGCUGUGACUAAGUGAAUUUCAGUUUUGUUUUGCUUUGAAAGGCCUUUUUAUGAGCAAGUGCCAAAGUUCAGUUUCUGCUUGCUGAGAAUCACUAUAUAUUUUUUCCAACCUAAGUCUUCUACAAUGUUUUCUAUGUUACAAUGGUCCUAUGUAAUAUGAAAAUGUGCUGUUUUUCAAUUCUUGUUGAUUGUCUCUUCUGUAAGCACUGGGCUGACUACUAUAUUUUUAUCUUUUUUUUGUUUUCUCAAUAUUUUGCAAAUGAUGUUGCUAUUCUCUUGGCAUUGAUGUGACUACUUGGUUUGUGGCUUGCAGAUAGCAAAUGCACUGUACUGGGAAAGAGUAAAUUAUUUUAAAGAAAAAGGAUUUAAAAAGGGGUUGGGGGAAUUUAUAGAGCUAAAUAUCAUAUUUUAUUUUUCAUAUGUUUUGAAUUGUAAGAAUAAUAUGGUGACAGUUCCAUUUGUAGGAUAAAAUUACAUAUUUCCAUUAAUAUGUAGUAUGCUGUUCUUAAAAGAAAAUUCUUAUAAUGAACUUUUAAUUAAAA